This is a messenger RNA of Mytilus trossulus (common blue mussel), 8042 nucleotides long. RefSeq lists its product as uncharacterized. Gene Ontology annotation, molecular function: centromeric DNA binding. Lineage: Eukaryota; Metazoa; Mollusca; Bivalvia; Mytilida; Mytilidae. The coding region runs from base 124 to 6336 and encodes 2070 amino acids. Gene Ontology annotation, biological process: spindle attachment to meiosis I kinetochore; attachment of mitotic spindle microtubules to kinetochore; kinetochore assembly. The record is from RefSeq and is a predicted model, not a curated record. Gene Ontology annotation, cellular component: kinetochore. The transcript has 29 exons.
AAACAAAAAAAUACAGAUUUUCUCUACUAUUCGGUUAGCAAUCCGGUGUUUAGAAUUUUCUGAGAAUGGCGGAAAUUUGAAAAUGGGGAAAAUAAUCGAAAACUGUAAAGAGCUUGUAAAAUCAUGGCAGGGAAAGAUUUCUUUGUGAAUCCACUGAAGAGGAAGAACAGAGGCUUGAGAUCUGGAAGACCAGUGCUAAAAUCUGGAAAAGUAAUCAACAGAGAUAAAGAUGGAUUCGAAAAAAUAGAUGAUUAUUUUUCUGAAUCAGAUGUUGAGUCCAGCUUGAGUUUACACAGAUCCUCUAUAGAGUCUCAAAAGUUGGCUAAAGAUGUUGAGGAUGACAGAAUUGUUCAAAGUCAGCCUGCCCCUAUCAGUCGCAUGUCAACUAGAAAUAGGAACACUUCCUCAUACAGAUCUGGUGUCUCCUCUGUCAAUUCUAAGGUUUCUAGUAGUACCAGUAGUUAUAACCCUGUGGGAUGGUUACACAAUAAAAAUUAUGGAAGGAGGACAGGUUUAGAUAUAAAAGCAGGAAAGAACAUUCGAAAGAGACCUGAUGGAUUUGAAGUGUUUGAAGAUUAUUGGUCAGAAUCAGAUGCUGACAGUUUGAUGGUAUCUAGGAAUAGCGCAUGUGAUACACCUGAGGUAACAUCAGAAUUACACAAAUCAUCUAUAGAGCAUGAAAAUGCCAAACUUGUGGAGGAUGAUAGAAUUGUCCAAAGUCAGCCUGUCCCCAACAGUCACAUGUCUACCAGAAAUAGGAACACUUCCUCAUACAGAUCUGGUGUCUCCUCCGUCAAUUCUAAGGUAUCCAACAGCAGCUAUAAUCCAGUCGGAUGGGUACAUAAUAAGAACUAUGGAAGGAGGACCGGUAAAAAUAUUAAAGCAGGGAAGGUUAUCCGUAAGAGAGCUGAUGGAUUUGAGGAGUUUGAUGAUUACUGGUCAGAAUCGGAGGCAGAUAGUUUGAUGUUAUCCAGAAUAAAUGAUAAAACAAUAGAAACACCCAUUGUCCCUUCCAAGGAUUUAAAGCAUACCAAGGACUCUGAAUCAGAUAUGCAUCCAGAAACAACAGAAUCAGAAGGUUCAACUCUACAAUCUGAUUACAACUCAAGUGACGGCAGUAGUAAGGAUAAUACUUACUGUGCCAAGGAAGAUUCAAGAAUAGCAGAGUUCCUGCCACAGGUGCCAGAUGACAGUCCAACCAAGACUGGACUUCAGAGUCAAACUUUGUCAGUUCUUUCAGAAAAAAGCCAGAUUUCCCAAGUAGUAUCACCUGAGAAGACAUUGAAUAAAAGUAAAAGAAAAAGUUUAUCUUCAGGAAAAAACAAUCUGUCAAAUGAGAGGGAUUUGUCUGUUUACAACAAAUCAAAAGAAGGUGAAGGGUUAUCUAAUAGGAAUGAUGUAAGUCAAGAAAGUGAUGAACAAUCUACUCUGGGAAAAGAAAAUAUAACUCCUGAAUCUAGUGAACAUUCAUCUCUGCCAACAGAACAUUCAAGUGAACAUUCAUAUUCAGGAAAAGAAAAUAUAACUCUUGAUUCUAGUAAUCAUCCUUCUCCAGGAAAAGACAAUGAUACACAUGAAUUAAGUGAACAAUCAUCUUCAGGUACAGAAAAUAUCAUGUCAGAAUCAAAUAGAGGCCUUACUUCUAGUUCCAAAAAUCAUUUAUCUGUUUCACAAAAACCUGUUCAUGAGCAACAACUUGACGAGACAUCUGACACUAAAAUUCAUCACUCAUCUGAUGCUAAGGAAGGAUCCAAUGAUUUGUCAGAGGAAGAUGUUAAGGAAGGAUAUGAUGAUUUGUCAGAAGAAGAAGAAGAGGAAGUAUCCAAUGAUUUGUCAGAGGAACAACAGGAGGAAAUACCAGAAGGUCAAGGUCAGAAGAACCAGGAAUUAUUAAACAGUAGACAUGAGAGUAAGGAAUUAUCGUCUGAUGGCGGAGAAGACUAUCAGGAAUCAUUGUCAGGACAAUCAUUGUUGCAAUCAACUUUUCAUGAUCAACAAGGGGAAUCAUUACAGGAUAACCUUCAGACUUUUAGAUCAGAGGUCAAAUGUAGUGUUCCUGACAUGGGAUCAGUUACAUCAGGAAAAAGUUUAAUAAAACAAGAUAUAAGUGAAUGUCAAGAUCAUACUAAAGUGUCGACAGAAUCAGAAAAUAUAACAUCCUCUACAAAUAAAUCUAGAAGAAAUUAUGAUACUUCACCAGAACCAUUAAUACCAUCUUCUUCACUGGCUGAAAAACUACUGAAUAAAUCAAAUAAAAAAGAAUCAGAAGUGUCAUCAAAUAUAACAGACAACAGGAAAUCUCUCUCAAAGUCGGCAUUGUCAGAUGAUACAACACACCAUACAGAAACAGGAUCUAGUUCCAUUAUUCCUCACAAUGAAACUAAUGAUAACAUAUAUACUGAACAGAAAAAUAAAACACACAAUACUACUUCACGGAAAUCCUUUGUUUUUCCAGAUCUGUCUUUCGAUUCUCAAGAUUCAGUGAUGAUGGUCGAUGAUGACAAUGAUUCAGUCAAAAAAAAAUCUCUUAAAAACAAAUCUAUGAGAAAAGGGACAAAAAGUAUGAUCACAGUGGAUAACAGUGUCCUGGAUGAAUCUGCUGUUGCAAGUGUAGGAAAGACGUAUAGAAAAUCAACAGGGUCUAUGAUGAAUGGGGAAAAUAACAAACAAAAACAAGGAAAGAAAAGCAACCAAAAACAGUUAUUGAAAGACACAACUGAAAAAAUUGAAGUUACAAAAACUUCUACAGACCAAAAAGAUUAUGAUCAUCAACAGUUGUCAAAUGACAAAAUAGAAAAUACAGAAGUUUGCAAUAUGUCUAGUAGUAAACAAAAACUAUCGUUAAAUGAAAUUAAUGAAGAUUUGAAGAUAAAUGAGCAGUUAAAAGCAAAUAAAAAAACUAAAAGUAAAUCGACAAAUCAUUCUGUGACAAAUACUGAUACAUCACUACGGAUAAAUGAUAGUAAAGAAAAUUUGAAGAAAGAUAAGCAUUCUAAAGUAGCAAAAAAAUCUAAAAAUAAAUCAAUUAAUCAGUCUGUGACAAAUACUGAUAUUCAUGAUUCCCGUACUGAAGAGACGGCUGAGACAAAUAAAGAGGACAGUAAGGUCAAAACAAAGACCACAAAAAGAAAAAAAGGGAAGAAAGCUGCCACAGUAAACAAAAAAUAUGGUUUGAGAUCUGGACGGAAGUCUGUUGGAAACAAAUAUUCUGAAGCAAUUACAAAUGAAUCAGCAAACACUUUGAAUGAACUUACUACAGAUAUAGAUAUUCCUCCUGAGGAAUCUGUAGAAACUGAACAGGAAACAAGUCAAAGUAAACUGCAGACAUCAGCCACACAGAAAAUGACUGCUGAAGAGGAUGACCUGAGCCAUGAUGAAAAUGUUGCAACAAAUAACUCAAAAGAAGAUGACUAUAUAUCGGAUGAAAAACAAAAGAACAUUUCAGUUCCUAAGGCUCUAACAGAUAAGUCACAGGCCACUGGUAACAAAACAAAUGGGAUAUCACAAGUCACUGUGGACAAAAUAGUUGGAAUAUCUCAAUGGUUACAGGUAGAAAAUAAAACAGUAGGAAUAUCACAGCUGUCGCAGGCAACAAGCAUUAAUAUAGGAGGAAAUAAGACUGGUUCCCUGACUAAAGUAGAAUCUGAUCCCAAUCUUGUAGGGAGCACACCUAGUUUCAGGACAAGGAAAAGGUUGUCCUACUCCAUUGCCGCAUUAGAUUCCAGUCAGUUACAAGGGAAGAAGAAAAGACAAAGCACUCCAAAGUUAUCUAGCACAGGAAACUCCAUUAUUUAUGACCAGUUACUGAACAAAAAAACAUUUGUACUGGAUACGGAUUCAGAUGAAAGUUCACAAUUUUUAUUCAACAAAACGCAAACAAACAAAACUAAAGUGGAAAGAAAUGAUGAUGAACUGCUGGGAGGUGAUUGGAACAGCUAUACUGAUAUUGAUACAGAAGCACAAAAAUCUAAAGUGGUAAGAAAAAAAGGAGCACAGGAAGAAAAAAAUGAUACAGUGAAAAAAGACAAGGCAUUGAAGAAGAAAAAAGGUGGAAAAAAUAAACCUAAGAAAAAGUCAGUUACAGAGGAGUCAUUGAAUCAUGAAAGCAUACAUGGAAAAGAAAUAGACUUGGUCAGUAAAUAUAAAAUGGGUACUGGUGUGUAUAAUAACCAACAGGAGGAACCAGAUAAUGACAGUCAACAUCAAGUAGAGGUAGACAGCAAACAUCCAGAGGAAACAGACCAGGUGAAUAAAGAACGAAAAGAAGCAGCGUUGGACAAUGAACGUGAAGCCAAUAUAGACAAUAAACAUGAAGAGGAAAAUGAUUUUGAUAAUACAAACCAAGAAGAAGCAGUUGUUGACACUUAUCCGCAUGAAGGAGAAGAUAAUUCAAAUAUUGGUAUUGAUAAACAUAUUUCUGCUGGUUCAGAAAUGGAAAAAGAAUCGGACGCUUACUCGUCUAAAUUGUCGAAGACAAAUAACUUAAGUAAUGAUAAAGAAUUGAGACUGAAUCAAAGAAAAACAAAUAGAAGAAAGACCACAGGUAAUAGUCCUGUCAAAACAAACAAAAGAAGGAACACUAGAAAGUCUGCACCUGUGAUAAAUAUUGAUGUCAAUGAGGAUGAAGAACUGAAGGAAUAUACAAGAGGGAAGAAAGAAAAGAAGAUAAGUAAAAGAAAUAAAAAGUCAUUUGUGUUUGAUUCUACAGAAACAAGUUUGGCUGAUGAACAAGAAAUACAAGAUGUUUCACCUGUAACUAAUGAUCAGGAACAUGCUGUGUUAGAACAAGAGGAUAUACCUGCAACAGGUAACCAGUCACUUCAAUUACACACUAGUGAACAUAUGGAAGAGCAAUCAUUAGGUCAAGCAAAUCAGAAUGAAAUGUCAGAUUUACAGACUUUUGAAGAGGACAAUGAAAUUAGCACAAGAUUGUCUUCUUCUGAUGAGGCCACUCCAGGUGUGGCUACAAAAAACAAAAGGAAGAAGAAAGAUAAAAACAAAGGAAAGGGUGUAAAGAAGACAUCACCAGUAACAAGAAAAAGAAGUAUUCCAAAUGAAAUUAUCACAGAUGAAGCAACCACCCCAGUGAUAAAACAGCACAUCAUGUUAACUAACACACCAGAUGUUCAAUAUCCUGCUAGUUUGUUAAAGGAAGGACUAAAGAGUGGAGUAUCCUUCAGAAGUAAGAGAAGAACUAUUCUUGUUGAAGCAGAUAUAGAUACCCCCCAACAAGACAUCAGCAUUAAGAAUAUAACUUCCAAUGACAUGUCAGAACUUGAUAAUGGUGAACCUGAUGUUUCUGGUGAUCCUGACAGCUCUGGUCCACAUAUAGUCAACAAAGACGAAGCAGAUGUAGAUGGAAAGAUCCCCAACAUUAUCCGACGUCGAAGCUCUAUGAGGUUUGCUCCUUCCACUGAUGUCAUUAAUACAACUCCCUGUAUUGUCAAAGGCAAAGGUAGCAAGAGUAAAGAAAGGCGAGUUACCAUCAGCAGGAAAGUUAUAGAAACAUCCUUUGAUGUGGAAAAUACAACAGGCAGUAGUACAGACCAGACACAGAACAUGACUGAUGGCUCCCUUGUACAUGCAUUUGAAAUGACUUCAUCACAGACUCCUGAAAAGAUUGUCAACCCAAAAUUGAACAAAAUGAUUUCCCCUGAACCAGCACCAGAAGGUGUUAGAAGAUCCAGACGUACUCGUUUAAAAAGAUUGGACAAUUACAAACUUGAAAUACCUAUUUAUGAAAGACGAAAAUCAGGAGGCUUUGCAAUCAUUGGUGUUAAACCAUCUGUGUCAGAAGCUAAACUGAAGGCCAUGGAACUUAAACGGAAAAAUCAACUUAAAGGAAGAAAAAAGCCUGACCGGAGGUUGUCCAGAAGAUUAUCAGCUCAUGCAGAACUGCCAUCAGAAGUUGAUACUACAUUUAAUACAGAAAUUACUGUAUAUAAUCCAGAUAAUGAGGAGGAUGUCAUGCUUGAAUGCAUUGGAACUAAAGAACAAAGCUUAAAAUUUGGACCUGAUGGAGAAGAAGCCUGCGACAGUGACCCAUUCUUCAUGACUAGGUCUAUUAAUCAACCAGCCUUCGGUACAGGAAUGUUACAACUCAAUGGUUUAAAGGAGAAACCAGUACAGGCUGUUACUAAAGGAACAGUGAUAUUUCACAUAAUAUUUGGCAAGCUAUUAGUAACAAUCCAAUCCACUAGUGUCAUACUGUCUACACAUGAUCAAUUCUUUGUACCUAGAGGUAAUACAUACAGUAUAAAAAAUCUACGUAAAGAUGUUGCUAAGUUAUCCUAUGUAAUGCUGAAAGAAGAUGAACCAGAAGACCAAUCAGAUUAGAUAAACAAUGUUAUAUUGUCAUAAAACUUUGACAUAUUAGACUGAAUCAGAACCUUGUUACUGUGAGUUGGAAUCUUAGCAACUAAAAAACGACCUGAACAGUGUCCUUGUACAUGUCAUCAUGGGAACCUAGACUAAUCAGAAUCAAUGAAUGACCAUUCACACUGAACCAUGUUGUUAUGGAUACUUAUUGAUCAGACUGAACUCAACAGUAAUAAAAAGCUGUCAUAGAUAUGGAAGGAGCAAUCCAUCAGAAAAUUUAUUAUUCAUGUGUUGUCAUGAAAACCAGAAAAAUAAACAUUAUUGUUUACUUAAAACUUUAUAUUUUGAAUCUGCAAUGAUUUUUAUAGAUAAAGUUCAUUUGCUGAUCUUAUUUGAUGAAUUAGAACAUUAUAUUUUGAAUCAUCCAUCUUUUUUUUUGUUGUUUGUGUUUUUAGUUAUGGAAUCAUUUGUUAUGCAUAAAUUCAUUUUUACAGUCUUUUUUAAAUCAGUUUUUUUAAAUUAAAAAAAACAGAGUGAAUUCUCUGUCUAUUAAAACAGACAAACUGAUUUGAUAACCAUUGCAUCUUUUUAUAGUAUUUCUGUUAGAUUCCAAAAUAAACUAUUUUUGACAAGUAAUCACAGAAGUUUUGUUAGCUAAUUCUCCUUCAAGUUAAUCAUCUGAUGGAAAGUAUUAUCUCUUUUAACAAACCAACUACCAUAUAUCCAUAUAUUGAACUUUUGUUUUUCCUAAAUCUCUCUCUUUCUGACAUUUCACUUCUUUUGUUCAUUACUAUUUGUUAAUUUGUGUGGUGUUUAGUCUCUAUUUUGUGUACAUGUAAUUGUAUUUAAUGUUCAGUGACGAUUUGUAUUAGUAAUUAAAUAACUGAUAGAGCAUAAUUUCUUACCCGUUAAGCAACUAACAGGGGCGGAUCCAGCCAUUUUAAAAGGGGGGGUUCCAACUAUAUGCUUCAAUUCAAAUGCAUUGAGCAUUGAUCGUUUAAAUAAUAGGGGGUUCCAACCCUCAGACAUCCACAAACAACACACACCCUGGAUCCACAACAGACUAAUUAAAAGAACUCUAUUAUGUUAUCAUUUUUAAUACCUCUUUUGGAGGACUAUGUUUGGGAUUAUAAAUCAAGCAAUCUUGGAGUGCAAAUUUUCUUUAUUAUAUGUUUUAUAAGAAUUCUCAGUUGCAUGUGAAUAAAACAAUGAUUGUCAUUCAGUGAAAUUUACAACAAUGUAAAAAAAAUUGAUAACUCAUAAUAAUAUUGGGCGUUGUAUGUCCACCUUUUGGCAUUAAAGUCUAUAAGAAUUCACAAAAGGUUUUUUCAGUUCAAUAAUAAGCCAUGCCGCUGUUUUGGCAUUAAAGUUUAUAAGCAUUGGUCAUCAUUAAGUUGAAGUAAGCAUCACUAUCUACAGAAGCACUGACUCCACUGUAAUAAUUAUCAAACUCAUCUCUUGUAAUCUGUAAUGUACGAUGUGUGUAUACAAUUAAUGCUAACUAAUUAUAUUUUGUGUGCAUGUGCAGUAUUAAUGUUUGCAUACGCCGCUUGUUGUUGAUCUUAUGUAAAAUAUUAUUUUUAAAUGACAAUGUGGACAACACAUAUUUUAGUAACUUAAGUGUAUGAAUUUAUUUCUGUAAAUUGCUAUCAAAUAGAUAGACUUUCUUAUUUUAGACUGAAUGGAUAAACAAGUGUAAAGCUAAAAUAAAUAUUGUCCAUUUU